UACGGGGCCUGAAGGGCUGAGCUGCACGCUCACUUGGAGUUCGCCACACUUCACCACAACUCGGCUCGUGCCCGCUCCAGAUGCAGCAGGGACCUAGGCGCCGGGCCGAGCGCACUCAGACCGUCGUUUCUGCGUGCGUGCCAUACCCCGCUCCUCAGCCUCGCCCCUGGGGCGGCGCUGAAGAGCUGGGGGUUGACGGGCCGAGGAGGGAUGGCCGGGGUGAGCGCCCAGCCGUGGGGCCCUUGGGGGCUCGAGCCCCAAGACCCGUGGAUCUGGACCGCGCAUCGGUUGGGUCGUCUGCUGACCCCUCGCGUCGGCGCGUGGACGACCGUCGCGGCAACUCUGCUGUGGCCAAUGAAGCUAUCGUCCGAGAGAACCUGCAGCAGCUGCGACCGCAAGUCGCGGGCGCAGCUGAGUCCAACACGGAAGGCGCAGCUGAGGCGGGAGCCGCUGCUCUGGAGUACGGGGUGGAUGCCUCGCCUACACCCCUGCCCUCCGGCGGGUGGCCUGGCCAUCCAAGUUCUAUCCCCUGUUCCCGUCAAGUUCAAAGGUAACACCAACCUGGCCCUGUACACCACCGCUAUGAUUGCGGCCGGGGCCAACGAGAAGAUCAUGGUCAAUUGGUUCCCUAUGGCUCUGAAGGGCAUGACCUUGUCAUGGCUGAUGCACUUGCCUAAGGAAUCGAUCGUUCCUGGGGUGAGCUUUGCAUUCGCUUCGUCAGCGCAUUCGAGGCCCUGGUUCAGUCCUCAUGUGUCCUGAGCCAGCGAAUGUUCUUCAGGUGCCAGUGCAACAUUGCUAUAUCAUGCAGUUUCCAGUAUUAUGACCACUGUGUCGACUCCCAUAAUGUACACACAAAAACUCUACCGAUUCGAUCCCUUAUUGAAUUUGCCCUCUCACUUGACCAGGUGAACUUCCUUCCAAUCUGUGGGUAGUAAAUCAAUUCCAGCUCUUGGAUCACGGCUCUGAACUGGGCCAUUAUCCUUGGCACAUCACCGCUCUGAAACAAUUUUAGAUUUUGGGAUACCUCUCUGCCUUGCUGAUUUCCUGUCUUUUGUGGUUUAUGUUGAAUAAUUGUCUCUUGUGGUCAUUGUUGCUGGCCAGAAACGUGUCAAAGUUUGUGGUAAGUCUCUAGAUGUUGUAGAGAAGAUCGUACCCAAAAUUUUCAUACUGGAACUUGUAUGGACCCGUCAGUCCACGAAUGUGAUUUUUUACCCCUCAUCUUGAGGGCUUUUCAUGUAAGUUCUUCUGUUACAUGUCCAUAUAAUUGUAUUAGUUUCCACUAUAAUUUGUUUGCUGAAGUUAUCCUAAAAUUCACUACAGGUUAAGGGUCUAUUGCCCAGAAUACAUGACCUAGCGGCAACUCCUCCAAGUUAUGACUAAGUAAUGAUGUACAUAGUAAGUUGAGUAUCGUAGGAUGAUGGACUGUAUAUAUAUAUUGUACAGUACGCACAUACAACUUAAACAAAUGUAGGUGUAUAUACUGCUUUCUGCACAAAUCCAUGGGCGCACCCAUGACAGUGGAAUAGUGCCACGAUUUGCAUCACUAAGACCUAGCCAAUGGUACAGUGACAUUUGAGUUGAUUUUAAUUCCUGGGUUGCCCCUGUAUCCAAGCUUGCUGCUGCAGGAUACCUUGAUUUCUCCGGUGACAUACGCAGUCUCCGGUGACAUACGCGGGCUUUCUGCCGGUCAUUCUAAUGAUUGAAACGCAAGCGUGUUUGGACUUAAAAACCUUCGGCUUUGACGUUUCGACGGAUGAAAAAACAAACAAAGUGGACUGACCAAUUCGAUCCGGGAAACUGUGGGGUAACUACAAGUUGCAACAUCCUGCAUUAAGAAAGGAAAGGAGUUGCUUCUACCGUUAGUAGGGAAACGCUUAGUUUAAAAUCAACUACUAGGAAUAUACUCUUUAUAUGUGAGUGUGACCAAAUCCCAACCAAUGUGGAGCAGGACCUGAGUUGACUUGCACUAUAUAAACGGGCUGGAACCAGACAGGGAUUGUUCCUAAGUUUAUAAAACGCUUAGCUUAAAAGCAACUAGUGAGAAUAUACUUUUACGUGUGACCAAAGACCAAGUACCAAACAGUGUAAUGUACUGAAUAUACGGGCUAAUCAGACCGGUUUUGUAAGGGUGAUAGAAGGAGUCCCAACCAAUGUGGGGCAGUAGGUGAGCUGGCUUACGAGUAUAUAUAGGGGGGAACCAGACAGGUUUCGUAAAUCUCACUGCUUCAGACAACGUCUUUCUCUAUACACUCAAGAGUCUCCGUCGACCCCCAUAGUCAAAGGGUGCCCAAGCUAGCUAGCCCACAAUGUCGAAGAAAAUAGUUAUAAGAGCUGAUCUCAUCUGCACGAAGAGCACGAGCGAGAUCUUCGCAACUGUCGCCAAGCUCAAGGGGAUCAAGUCCAUCGCCAGCGACCCGGAGAAGAACACAGUGACGGUGGUCGGCGCCGUGGACCCGGUACGCAUCGUGCAACAGCUCAGGAAGGCGUGCUUCGCCGCGGACAUCGUCAGCAUGGAGGACGACAAGCCCAAGGAGAAGAAGACCCCCUGCCAGGAGGCCUGCGAGAAGGCUUGCAAGGAGCGGUGCGAGAAGCUCUGCAAGACCUGCGAGAAGGCUUGCAAGGAAAAGUGCGAGAAGUAUUGCAAGGACAAGUGCGACGACUGCGGGAAGGCUUGCCAAGACGCCUGCUGCAAGAUGUCCUGCACGCCGGGCUGCUACUCCAGCCCCUGCGGCCUGCCCAGCUGCAACUACUACAGCCACGGCUACGGCUAUGGCUACGGCUACGGCGAGCCCGUGGUGCCGCUGGGAUACGGCUGCUACUACGGGAGGCCAUUCUGAGCCCAAUAGCCAUGGAUUCACUCCAUUCU
This is a messenger RNA of Lolium perenne, 2866 nucleotides long. RefSeq lists its product as uncharacterized. The record is from RefSeq and is a predicted model, not a curated record. Gene Ontology annotation, molecular function: metal ion binding. Lineage: Eukaryota; Viridiplantae; Streptophyta; Magnoliopsida; Poales; Poaceae.